AUGGCAGAAACACGAUUUGUUGAGCGCCUGACGCCGCUUGAUUUGAUCAUGCCUGGGGGAUAUGUCGGGGCUCUGCUAGUAUUCCCGACGACGCAGCUAUUUCCAACUAUUUUGACCAAGCUCCAAAACAGUCUAGAUCUUGUAUGCGAGCGAGUGCCAUGGCUUAUGGGUCGAGUGUUUUUCACAUCCGCAGCUAAAGGGCAGUCAUCCACGCUCGAGAUCCGCUGGACCACGACAGACACAUCGCCGCGGAUUACCGACAAGGGCUCUCUUCCGCAUACGUACGAAGACUUAGUAAGGGAUCAAAUACCCCUAGAGAGCAUUCCUGCAGAUAUGUGGACCAGUCGUAGCGCGAUUCAAAUUGAGUCGGGAUCUGGUGCACCUGUCUUUGUAGCCAGCCUCUUCCGUUUCGCUGAUGGCAAGGCGGUUGGGUUGUGCAUCCAGACGCAUCACAAUGCUGUGGAUGGUUUCGGUUUUGCGGAGAUUCUCGGUUUUUGGGCUCGACACAUGAAAGAGUCUUCCAAGUCCACGAUACCGAGCUUCGGUCUCUCGUUGGACAGAAAUAGCCGUCUUGCGAAAGCACUUGAUCAGAGAUCUGCUACACGUCGUCCAUCCCUCGAUGAGCUCUUUGGAAGACAUCCAGAGUAUUCCCGGCAUCCUCCGGUCCUACCAACCGAGGUUUCUGCCUGCACAUCCGAGAUCCUGACUAUCACAAUGGAAAAGAUCAACGGGUUCAAAGAAAAUCUAAAAUUCUACUUAGCAACGGCCCCAUCAACCAACACAGUAGCCUGUGCCCUAUUAUGGUCUGCCAUAAUUCGGGCCCGUAUGCGCCGUAACCCAACUCUUGAAAAUAAAACCAGCCGACUUCCCAUGGCGGUGAAUGGACGAAAACGUCUGGAUACAAAUCUUGCAGAUGCUCAAAACCCGUAUCUCGGGAACAUGGUGCUCUUCUCGCUGGCCGAGAUGCCGGCUCGCGAUGUUAGCGAUUGCGGCCAGGGCGGUGGUCCUUCUACGGAGCUACUUGCAGACGCUUGCCGAAUAAUCGCGCAGGCCCAGUCGCCAGACCGCAUCGAUGCAGGGCACAUUCGUGACGUGUGCAAUAUUAUGAAGGAUCUCGAGGACUACCGAAGCAUCUUCCCCGGGUGGGAGCUGUUUGGGUCCCGGGAUUUGUUCAUUACGAGUUGGGCCGACCUCAACAUGUAUGAGUUUGAUUUUGGUGACGGUCUUGGGAAGCCACAGUCAGUGCGAAUUCCAUACGCGCAGGCUGAUGGGAAUGUAAUUAUUUUACCGAGGAAGAGGAAUGGAGCUGGAGAGAGGCUUGAGGCGGUGAUCAUGCUGAAGAGAGAUGACUUGGAGGUGCUUAAGGAGGACAGCUUGUGGGAAGCUUUGUGA
Molecule: messenger RNA, 1392 nt
Organism: Talaromyces rugulosus
Lineage: Eukaryota; Fungi; Ascomycota; Eurotiomycetes; Eurotiales; Trichocomaceae
Exons: 1
Coding region: 1-1392 (463 amino acids)
Source: RefSeq, a predicted model, not a curated record